AUGGAUAACGCACACUGCCGAAAGGUAGAGGACGUUCUGGCUUACUUUAAUGUGGAUGAGGAAACCGGUCUCAGCGAUGAACAGGUCAAGCGGCAGACGGAAAAGUUCGGUCUCAAUGCAAAGAGCAUCUGGGAACUGAUUUUCGAACAGUUCGAUGAUCUUCUCGUGAAAAUCCUGCUUCUGGCUGCUGUGAUAUCUUUCGUGCUGGCACUGUUCGAGGAGGAUGAUGAUUCGAUCACGGCAUUUGUUGAACCCUUCGUCAUUCUGCUAAUUCUCAUCGCCAACGCUGUAGUCGGUGUCUGGCAGGAAAGAAAUGCAGAAUCCGCCAUAGAAGCCUUGAAAGAAUACGAACCUGAAAUCGCCAAAGUUUUUCGGAAAAGUAGCCGAGGUGUUCAGAGGAUCAAGGCCGUCAAUCUCGUGCCUGGCGACAUUGUGGAAGUUUCUGUUGGUGACAAGGUUCCUGCCGAUGUCCGCAUCACCCAUAUCUACAGUACUUCCAUGCGUGUCGAUCAGUCUAUUCUGACCGGUGAAUCCGUCUCCGUCUCCAAGAUGACUGAGGAGGUGCCAGACCCCAGAGCGGUGAACCAGGACAAAAAGAACAUCCUCUUCAGCGGCACGAAUAUCGCCUCAGGGAAAUGCAGAGGCGUGGUCAUCGGUACGGGCCUCAGCACCGAAAUCGGCAAAAUUCGAAACCAGAUGAUGAAUACGGAACAGGACAGGACCCCGUUGCAGCAGAAACUGGACGAAUUCGGUCAGCAACUCUCCAAAGUUAGUUAUAUUCAGCGGCGAAGGGACUUUUUUGAUGGGAGAACCUUUCCCUGUUUGGCGUGA
Molecule: messenger RNA, 831 nt
Organism: Dibothriocephalus latus
Lineage: Eukaryota; Metazoa; Platyhelminthes; Cestoda; Diphyllobothriidea; Diphyllobothriidae
Source: the annotation of a GenBank genome assembly